Messenger RNA from Nicrophorus vespilloides, 1598 nucleotides. RefSeq names its product CUGBP Elav-like family member 1-A. The record is from RefSeq and is a predicted model, not a curated record. Gene Ontology annotation, biological process: mRNA splice site recognition; regulation of alternative mRNA splicing, via spliceosome. Lineage: Eukaryota; Metazoa; Arthropoda; Insecta; Coleoptera; Silphidae. The transcript is spliced from 4 exons. Gene Ontology annotation, molecular function: mRNA 3'-UTR binding. The coding region runs from base 414 to 1511 and encodes 365 amino acids. Gene Ontology annotation, cellular component: nucleus; ribonucleoprotein complex; cytoplasm.
AGAGUGACGUUCGGGAAUUAUAUAUUUGUAUUCGUCACAUAGUUUGGCGUUGAGUGAGUGACUGUUAAAUGAGUCGUAGUGGCGCAUUCAGUUCGGAGUGCGAGCAGCAGAGGUGCGCGACUACUGAUCACCGGAGGAGCACCGAGGAUCGGAAACGGAAAGCAGUAGUCACGCCAACAUCCUUCUUCGUCGUCCUUCUCAUCCUGCCGGCCUGGUACUUCUUCAGUGGUGGCGCGCCGUAUUCGCAUCCUUCGUCGCGCGAACACCCUCUAGUUCUUGUUCAAUUAUUGCUUGAUUUGUUCAGUUCGUUGUUGUUUUUUCUUGUUGUUAAUCGUCCGCUACUGCCUCCUGUUGCGUGCUGUGCUGUUUGUUGUUGUUUGUUUUGUGCCCCCACGUGAUGUUAGUUGCUGUUGAUGAGGAUGAAGAGUCGCACCGUUAAGAGCCAUCACCAUCAGCAAUAUCCUGCCAUCAGUUCUGCCUAUUGGCAACCGGCGCCUGCCGCUGGACCAUAUCUAGUCCCAGAAAGGAAAUUGUUUGUGGGGAUGUUGAGUAAGAAGCUGUGCGAGAAUGACGUUCGAGCGAUGUUCAACGCUUACGGAACGAUAGAAGAGUGUUCGGUGUUGAGGGACAACGCUGGACAGUCGAAGGGUUGCGCCUUCGUGACCUUUGCUAGUAAGCAGUCCGCGUUGAGCGCGAUCAAAGCACUGCACCAGUCCCAAACGAUGGAGGGUUGUUCGGCACCUCUGGUAGUCAAAUUCGCCGAUACGCAGAAGGAGAAGGAGCUGAAGAGGCAGCAGCAGAUGCAGGCGAAUAUCUGGGGACCACUGACGGAUCACAGGUUGCAGCAGACGCCUCAGCAGUUCAGCCAAGUGCUGCCCAAUGACACGACGUCUCUGCAACUGCUUCAGGCGAUGAACUCUAUGAACAGUACCGCACUUCUUCAGCAGCAACUGCUGACGGGCAGCGAUAACCUGCUUGCACCUAUCGGUAUGCAGAACCUAGUUACCCUUGCAGCGAUGUCGCAACCUGCAGCCGCUGCUGCUUCACCCUUAUGUAUGGCCAGUUUACUUGGAAAGUCUGCGAGUGUUGAUAGGACACUGUCGGCCAGUUUGCAACCUAGUCUCACUACCACCACCGACCUUUCUAGUUCUUACGGCUCGUUAUUUGCCAAUGCUACCAUUUCGGCGGCGGCGAUCGCCGCUGCUGGCAAACAAGUUGAAGGUUUUGCUAAUGUUGCAGGUCCCGAGGGCUGCAACCUGUUCAUCUACCACCUUCCCCAGGAGUUCAACGACACGGACCUGGCAUCCACGUUCCUGCCGUUCGGCCCUGUGAUCUCGGCGAAGGUGUUCAUAGACAAACAGACCAAUCUGUCGAAAUGUUUCGGUUUCGUGUCGUUCGAUAACGCUCAGUCCGCGCAGCAGGCGAUCCAGGCGAUGAACGGUUUCCAGAUUGGCACGAAACGUUUAAAAGUGCAAUUGAAACGGUCCAAAGACGCCUCAAGACCAUACUAACUAAGGAUUUUGGGUAUUAUACUUGGAUGGAAAACCCAAAUUUAGUUGCGCCAUAGGCAUCAUCUCUCCCAUGUGGCGACCACCACC